CCGCGCCGCUCAUUCGCACCGCACCCGUCGUCCGGUGUGCACGCCAGUCCGUCGCGACCGCUCCGAGCGCGCAAAACACUCGUGUAAAAAUAAAGCCGCCGACAGACUGUCCCCGGGUUAUAUUUAAAUGAUACGGAGACUGUUACGGACCGAUCUUCGAUAUUCGCCGACAUGAGAUUAAGUCGGGGGAUAGUGUGCGAGUGCUCGGGCGCCGCGGCGUGUCCCGACGGCUCCGCUAAUGGCACGUGCACGACGCAGCCCGGCGGCUACUGCUACGCCGUCGUCGAGGAGGUGGUUGACGACGCUGGUCUGCUGCUCCUGGAGCGCAGCGCCGGCUGCUUGCCGCCCGAUGAGGCGGGGUUGAUGCAGUGCAAGGGGUCGCAGUCCCCGCACCAGCACCCCAAGACGAUCCAGUGCUGCGAGCGCGACCUGUGCAACCGGCGACUCAGCCCCGCCCUGCCGGAGCCCCCGCCCGUCGGCCCGGACGGGGCGGGCCCGCGCCCCCCGCCCGCCGCCCCCGCCGUGCUCGUCGCCGCCGCCCUGUGCGUCGCCCUGGCCGCCGCGCUCGCCGCCGUCUACCUGCUGCUGCGCCGCCGCCGCCGCGGGCCCAAGCGCCCGCCCUCGCCGCCCGCCCCCGCCCCGCCCUCCGCCGACGUCAGCUCCGGCUCCGGCUCCGGCCUGCCGCUGCUCGUGCAGCGCACCGUCGCCAAGCAGAUCCAGAUGGUGGAGAGCGUCGGGCGCGGGCGCUACGGCGAGGUGUGGCUGGCGCGCUGGCGCGGGCAGCGCGUCGCCGUCAAGGUGUUCUUCACGACGGAGGAGGCGUCCUGGUUCCGCGAGACCGAGAUCUACCAGACCGUGCUGCUGCGCCACGACAACGUGCUCGGCUUCGUCGCCGCCGACAUCCGCGGCACCGGCUCCUGGACGCAGAUGCUGCUCAUCACUGACUACCACGAGCGCGGCUCGCUGCACGACUACCUCCAGGCGGCCGUGCUCGACGCGCGCGGCCUGGCCCUGCUCGCGCACAGCGCCGCCGCCGGCCUCGCGCACCUGCACAUGGACAUCCUCGGCACCGAGGGCAAGCCCGCCAUCGCGCACCGCGACAUCAAGAGCAAGAACAUCCUGGUGAAGCGCGACGGCACCUGCGCCAUCGCCGACUUCGGGCUGGCGGUGCGCUACGUGGCCGAGCGCGACGAGGUGGACGUGGCGCCCAACACGCGCGUUGGCACUCGCCGCUACAUGGCGCCCGAGGUGCUCGACCACCGCCUCGACGGCGCCGACUUCGAGGCGUUCAAGAUGGCCGACGUGUACGCGCUCGGCCUCGUCUUUUGGGAGAUGUGCCGGCGCUGCGCCAGCGGGAGCCCCGUCGCGCGCGCGGAGCCCUACGCGCUGCCAUACCACGAGCACGUGCCGCCGGACCCCAGCUUCGAGGACAUGCACGAGGUGGUGGUGGCGCGCGGCGUGCGGCCGCCCAUCCCGGCGCGCUGGACUGCGAGCGAGCCGCUGGCGACGCUGGCCGGCGUGAUGGCGGAGUGCUGGCACCACAGCCCGCCCGUGCGGCUCACCGCGCUGCGCGUCAAGAAGACGCUGGCGCGCUUCGCCCCCGACGGCGGCGUCAAGCUGGUGUGAGCGCCGGCCGCCGCCCUGUUGUCUGUACAUAUAGUUAGCUAGGCCAGGCGAUGUUCCCGCGGGGGCCGUCGCGGACUAAUCUCAGUAUUGCUAAGUCGGCCGGUGCCGGCGCCGGCCCCGCCCGAAUCUCCCCCCGUGUUCGCGUGUAACGUAGUUUUUGUACGAAGUGUCUUCCGUUCCGUUAAGUUUCGACGGCGGCUCGGCCGUCCUGUGAUAUGUCUGACAAUAAAUUUAUAGAGAGUGGAUUGUACUUAAAGAUUCGAGACUCGGAAAAGUAUUAGAUGUUUCCGUGAGAUGCCUUCGAUUAGUAUUAGUGUCGAGUUCGUCCCGCCCGCUGCCGAAUGCUGUUCUUGUAUUUGAUGUUCUUUUGAAAGAGUUAACGUGCGUUUCGAUGUAAAGAUGUUGUUUUCAUACGUUUUACAAAGGUAAAAAAAAAGGUAAUGUUGAAUUUGUGACAUUUAUUUUUUUGCGGUGUGUGUGCGGAGUAUGGCAGCAUUCGGCAGCGGUCGAGAGCUAGCAUUUAUCGCACUCGUGUGCAUGUACAGUGUUGUGUAUAUAUAGCGGUCAAGUAGAUCAUAAACAUGCUAAUUAAGUUAUCAAUAAAAUAUAAUGGACAUGUGA
Molecule: messenger RNA, 2247 nt
Organism: Aricia agestis (brown argus)
Lineage: Eukaryota; Metazoa; Arthropoda; Insecta; Lepidoptera; Lycaenidae
Gene: tkv
Product: bone morphogenetic protein receptor type-1B
Exons: 3
Coding region: 172-1626 (484 amino acids)
Biological process (GO): cellular response to growth factor stimulus; dorsal/ventral pattern formation; BMP signaling pathway
Cellular component (GO): plasma membrane; signaling receptor complex
Molecular function (GO): SMAD binding; ATP binding; transforming growth factor beta receptor activity, type I
Source: RefSeq, a predicted model, not a curated record